Molecule: messenger RNA, 1268 nt
Organism: Esox lucius (northern pike)
Lineage: Eukaryota; Metazoa; Chordata; Actinopteri; Esociformes; Esocidae
Product: vicilin-like seed storage protein At2g18540
Exons: 2
Coding region: 196-639 (147 amino acids)
Source: RefSeq, a predicted model, not a curated record
GUUUGUUAAUAAAAUCAAAUUGUCCCAUCUCGCUGUCUGUUUCAGAGCCCGGCAAAGAAACAGGGAACAAAUGUAAGAAUCCUGAGAGUGCGAGAGUUUCAGGGAAGUCCAAAAAAACUGGAAUCUCGGACGCAAGAUAUCCAGACCAGGAGAAAGAACUUGACAACUCAACAGAGCACCAAAAAUCAGGAUGCAAUGAAAAGUGUCAAGCAGACCACAGAUGAAGGCAGAGAGGAUCCCUUUGUGAGAGCACAUGAAGUGCCAGAGGCUGCACAGAGUGAGAGAGAGGAAAAGCCAAGAGAGCAGUCCUUCACAGAGAAAAUGGUGAAAAAGAAAGCAGAUUUCCUAAAGAAAAUGGAUGAGACGAUGAAUGAGAGAAGGCAGACGAAGAGGGAGAAUGAGCAGAGGAAGUGGAAGGAGUUACAGAAGAGACAGGAGAUGUGGCAGAGGAAGAGGGAGAGUGAACAGAGGAAGUGGGAGGAGUGGGAGAGAAAGGACAGGGAAUGGAAGGAAGAGCGAAUGACUGAGGAGCAGAAGAAGAGACGGGCAGAUAAAGAGGAAGCGGAGAGGGUUAAGGCACUGCUUCCCAAGAAAAAGAACAAAUUCAAGUCAUUUGUUUUUCAUUUAUUCUUUGUGUAAUUCAAAACCAAGUUCAGCAAACUCUAAUCUGGCUUGUAGCAGUAGAGAAAGUAUACCACUCAAUUUCCCUUUGGCCUCAGUUUAACAUCUAGCAUUUAUAAAAUGGAAUAAAGUGGAUGCAUUUUUAUUCCAAAGAAAAUGUGAAUGUGUGCUUUCUGCAAAUCGAUAUUAUUAUUGACUCUUAUACUGACAGGAAAGAAAGAGAACCCUGGUGGUAGCACCCCAACGAUGCCUGGAGAUUUGACAUGGUUCUGUCUGGGAUAUAAUGAGUGAUAGUUGGACACGUUUGUUGGUAACUCGUAGAAAAGCUAUUAUCCAUGAGGGGUGGUGGUAAACAACUUAUUUAUCAUGGCUGGAUUGACCUAAGUUACUUGGUAAAUGCCUUGUACCUAUGAAAGUUGUUUACCAUGUUGAACAGUAUGGCCCAGUGAGAGAAUGGACUGACCAGAACCAGUUUUAAAGUUUACAAAAAAGCCAGUGAAUUAGGAUACAUUGAAAAACUGUUUAACUUAAAACCUAAACAGUGAGGAUGUGUGUUCUACAUAUUCAUAUUAUGGUUAAUGAGUCUUUAACUGACAGGAAAGAAAGAGACAUGAGUAGCAGUAUAGAGGGCCAUAGCUGUUAUACAC